Molecule: messenger RNA, 979 nt
Organism: Bicyclus anynana (squinting bush brown)
Lineage: Eukaryota; Metazoa; Arthropoda; Insecta; Lepidoptera; Nymphalidae
Product: transmembrane protein 50A-like
Exons: 4
Coding region: 152-625 (157 amino acids)
Biological process (GO): protein targeting to vacuole; late endosome to vacuole transport via multivesicular body sorting pathway
Source: RefSeq, a predicted model, not a curated record
GUUGUCUGUGAAGUGUGAUUAUUAUUUUUAUUUACAAAUACAACAUAGUGUUUGUGUUUUGUAAUUUGUAAUCUUGUGAAAGUUAGUAAGGUAUUUAGGUCGAAAAAGAUUAAGGAAAUUGUUCGACGUGAAUCUGAAAUAAUAAUCCAACAUGAGCUGUUUCGAGAACAUCACCAUGCCAAGUUGUGUUUGGUUUGAGAGCGGAGAAAAACGAAACAUAUACGCGUCCAUAUCCUCUGGACUCUUGUUCUUUGCGGGCUGGUGGUUCAUCAUUGAUACCAUAUCAGUGUACCCCGGGGAGUUGCCCAACGCAGCCCACGUGUGCGGAGUGAUGGCCACACUGUCACUCCUCAUGAUCAACUCAGUGUCUAAUGCAGAGGUCCGAGGAGAGACAUACACAGGAGGAUGCAUGGGUCCCCGCGGCGCUAAAGUGUGGCUGUUCAUCGGUUUUGUAGUGGCGUUCGCCUCGCUCAUCGCUUCAUCUGGGUUCCUGUUCGCUAACUAUUUUAGCGCAGGUAGUACAAAACACACUUGGCCGGGAGUGAGUCUGUUUAUGCAGACUGCCUUCAUAUUCGCAGGUUCAUUGGUAUAUAAAUUCGGACGCUCGGAAGAUGUAUGGGGCUAAGUUGAUGUUAGGGUCUUCACUGACUUUGCGUUAAGCACCGUCGCAACUCAACAUAGUACUGGACAAAAGAAUAUUGAAUCAAUUGCAAUACAAUUGAGACAACGACCUCAUAAUGUACCAAUACAUUAUGGUAUAUAGACCCGAUGAUCACUGUCAAUCGCUCGUCCUACGGAAGAUUAAGCUACAACAUCCAAAACCCGAAGACAAACGAUCGCAUCUCGUCCGGAGACCUGAGACCAGGGGCGGACUUUGAUGUAUUACAGAAAUAAAAUUAGUAAAUAAAGAAUUAUUUAAUUAAACCAUGCUAAAUAAUCAUUAUACACCUAUAAAUAAAAUUUAAUAGUACUUGCUCAA